CAAGUAUUCCACACCGGUGAAGAUCAGAGAUGGUCGACCACAAGAUGGAAGAGAGACUGUGCUACGACGGUGAGAAAGAUGGGUGGAGGACGGUGAGAACGAUAGGGUUAGCGACUUAAAGGAUGCGCAACUGGAGGAGAAGGACAACGACAUGGUGAACGAGGCGGGAUUGGGUGGUCGCUGCGGAGGACGACGGCGGUGGAAUGGGUGUUUGUUGGCGGAGGACUGCGGCGGUGGAUUGGAUGGAUGCAGCGAAGGACUUCCAAUUGCUCAGAGGAGGGUUACUAUGCGUUUGGUUUGUGAUUUUUUUGCAUUUUGUUUCUUGGACAGUUAUGGAAUUUCCACUUUUAAAUUAGGGUCAUAGUAGUAGAACUAUGACGACAUUUAGCCAUCCAGAUUUAUUACCGCUGUGAAGGGCUACUCAAAAACUAGUAAUUAAAUAAAAACAAAUACAAAAAAUACGAGAAUAAUAAUACGCAUCAAAGAGGAAAAUAGUGGAAUCCUUACUUGGUUUCAAAGCAGUGUUCCUGUCUAUAAUCCAUUGCAUGUCAAAGCUUGAUUGAAGCUUCUACACGCCAAAGAAAAUGUGACCACCAACUCCUCUCUCUUGUGAUCGGGACUCAGAAAAACCAGGCCGUUGAGCUGUUGUUGUAUUCUGUCGCCUCUCCCAUCAUUUCCACUUCCCCACCAGACACUCUUUGCUUCAAGAUCCAGAUACCUUUGCUGCUCUCAAUAUCACAUACCUUAGCCAACUAACGUUUUAGGUGAGACAUCACCAGGCUUUCAUUCCUCUCACCCACUCACUCACUCACUCUUCUUGCUUGCUUGCUUGCUUAAUCAAGAGUCUUAUAAUGCUCACUGCAACCUCACAUUCCUUGUCAUCAACCUCAGAGAAAAUUAACUCUCACUCCUCCACAUCUUUGAAAAUGCCUGAUGCUGAGGUCCAACGCAGUUGCCAAUGGUGGUGGAGAAGAUCCUUAUCUCGACUACAAUCGAGAUUAAUGUUCGUCGUCUCCCUCAUUUUUGCAGUCAUGCUUCAUCAUCCUGCUGGUGCAUAUGAUCCAUUGGACCCAAAUGGGAACAUAACCAUCAAAUGGGACAUCAUGUCUUGGACUCCGGAUGGCUAUGUGGCAACCGUAACGAUGAGCAACUUCCAGAUGUACCGGCACAUAAUGAGCCCAGGUUGGACAUUGUCAUGGUCAUGGGCAAAGAAGGAAGUGAUAUGGUCAAUGGUGGGAGCUCAAACCACUGAGCAAGGUGACUGCUCCAAGUUCAAAGGCAACGUACCGCAUUGCUGCGAGAAGACUCCCACAGUUGUGGACCUGCUCCCUGGAGUGCCCUACAACCAACAAUACAGCAAUUGUUGCAAGGGAGGUGUGUUGGCAGCUUGGGGGCAGGACCCUUCAGCUUCUGUCUCGGCUUUCCAGGUCAGCGUUGGCCAAGGUGGAACUUCCAACAAAACGGUCAAGCUUCCCAAGAACUUCACUCUUCUAGGUCCUGGUUUAGGCUACACCUGUGGACCUGCAAAGGUUGUUCCUUCUACUGUGUUCAUGACUCCUGAUCGCCGCCGGAAAACACAAGCACUCAUGACUUGGAAUGUAACAUGUACUUACUCACAGUUCCUGGCCUCCAAGCAUCCAAGCUGUUGUGUCUCAUUCUCAACAUUCUACAAUGAAACAAUCACUCCUUGCCCUAAUUGUGCAUGUGGUUGCCACAGUAAAAGCAGCUGUAUAACGAGCAACUCCAAGGAAGCUCACAAGAAGGGAAUCAACACGCCGAAGAAGGACAACACGCCGCUGCUGCAGUGCACGCACCACAUGUGCCCGGUUCGAGUGCACUGGCACGUCAAGGUGAACUACAAAGAAUACUGGCGGGCAAAGAUUGCAGUCACCAACUUCAACUACAGGAUGAACUACACGCAGUGGACUCUCGUCGUUCAGCAUCCUAAUCUAAACAAUGUCACCCAGGUCUUCAGCUUCGAUUACAAACCUCUUGUCGCUUACCAGUCGAUAAAUGAUACUGGGAUGUUCUACGGGAUGAAGUUCUACAAUGACCUGAUAAUGGAAGCUGGACCAUUUGGGAAUGUGCAGUCUGAAGUUCUUCUUAGGAAGGACCAGAAUACCUUCACCCUAAAGCAAGGAUGGGCAUUUCCUCGGAAGGUUUACUUCAAUGGGGAUGAGUGCAUGCUGCCACCACCUGAUGCUUACCCUUACCUCCCAAAUCUUGCCUCCGCAACUCCUCUCCCAUUUCUCACAGCAGCAGCAGCUUGGUUCCUUCUCAUGUUGCAGUGCAUCUUGUGAUAAACCCUACUCCACAAGGAAGUGUGAUUGUUUUUGAAGGUUCAGUAAAAGAGAUAAUGAAGAGUGGUUUCAGAAGGACCUGGAAUGCCGUACCCGGUAAGUAAACAUCAUUGAACCUGGAAAUUUUUGCCACCCAGAUACGAUGCUCCGACCAUAUGUAUAGUUCAAUUGUGGAGACUGUUUGCAUGUGAGAAAGAGCCUGGUAAUAAAUAGCGUGUACUCCAAGCAUUCUUGAAACUUCAAACUUUUGUCACUGCUAAAAGGGAGUUGGAAUUAUUAAUGUAUCUGCUGUAACUUUUCAACUUUGUUCAACUUGUAGUGUUUUUGCAUUUAAGAAGUAUGUCAAAGAACAAAAAUCUGAGCCACAU
Linum trigynum is the source of this 2668-nucleotide messenger RNA. NCBI's taxonomy places the organism in Eukaryota, Viridiplantae, Streptophyta, Magnoliopsida, Malpighiales, Linaceae. The record is from the annotation of a GenBank genome assembly.